Molecule: messenger RNA, 1250 nt
Organism: Aspergillus pseudonomiae
Lineage: Eukaryota; Fungi; Ascomycota; Eurotiomycetes; Eurotiales; Aspergillaceae
Product: S-adenosylmethionine-dependent methyltransferase
Exons: 4
Coding region: 203-1162 (319 amino acids)
Source: RefSeq, a predicted model, not a curated record
UUCCAAAAAAAAAAAAAAAGAAAGAAAGAAAAAAUUUCGAGAGACAUUUUACCUUCCCGAUAGACGCGGAAGCAGUUACGCUCCCGGUCCAAAGUUCUAACUAACUCGAGCUAUCCUAACCCUAAGAGCUCGAGCCUCCGAUCUAAACGGAGGUCCCAAGAUCCUCCUAACCUUACUUCUGAGCACCAACACAACAGCUACAAUGGAAGAACUCACCAGCUUCCUGACAUCUAUUGGCGAAGAGGUUGAAGAUGCCGAAGAGGAAUGCUUCCUUCUCUUCGCGCAAGACAUUCCCUCGGCCAAUCUAGGCUUCGUCGAUUCACGAGCAACGUCUGUCGAUGUAACCAUCCACGGACAAGACUAUACCAUUAACCAAUCUCCGACGCUGUUGUCGUCGUCGCGCGCGGGCGGCACGACUGGCGCAGUCCUCUGGAAAAUCACCCCCCUCUUCGCAGAAUGGAUAACAACGCAAUCCAACCCGCUGUGGACCAACACGAUCCUCGCCCCAACCUCGACGGCCCUCGAACUCGGCUGCGGCAUCUCCGGCCUAAUAGCCCUGGCCCUCUCCCCCACCAUCACGCACUACAUCGCCACCGACCAAGAAUACGUGCAUCGUCUGCUGCGGUCCAAUCUCGAGUCCAACGCCCCGAAGCACUCACACCCCAAGUCCAAGGCUAGCAACCGCAAAUCCAGUAAACAGGGCACCACCACCACCACCACCACCACCAACAAGACAUCACAAAAGUCCACCACAAACAUCACCUUCACCACCCUGGACUGGGAAACGGAUGAUCCGGCCGCGCUGAAGGAUAGUAUCCCGACUAGUGACGGGGACGCGGAUCGCGGGUUUGAUGUGCUGAUUUCCUGUGAUUGUAUCUAUAACGAGGCGUUGAUUGCGCCGUUUGUGCGCACGUGUGCGGAUGUGUGUCGGCUGAGGGCGGUGUAUGCUCCUGGGGGGCAGUUGCGGGAGGGGGAGAAGAGGCCGACGGUUUGUGUGAUUGCGCAGCAGCAGCGGUCACCCGAGGUGUUUGAGGCUUGGUUGAGGGAGACGAUGAGGGCGUUUCGGGUUUGGAGGGUGAGUGAUGAGGUGUUGGGGAGGAAGUUGGCGUCUGGGUCGGGGUAUUUGGUGCAUGUGUUGGUGUUGAAGGGUGGAGAGGUGUGAGAUUGGAUCAGGGAGGCGAGGUGAGAUGCGGUAGAGGGGGGUGUCGGUCAUGGUUGCGAGGUGGAUAGGGUCUGGAGGUGAGGGCUGG